Molecule: messenger RNA, 695 nt
Organism: Onychostoma macrolepis
Lineage: Eukaryota; Metazoa; Chordata; Actinopteri; Cypriniformes; Cyprinidae
Product: urokinase plasminogen activator surface receptor-like
Exons: 5
Coding region: 53-655 (200 amino acids)
Source: RefSeq, a predicted model, not a curated record
AUAAAAUUAGCCCUGCAACAAGCACAUCAUCUCAUUCAUAUCCUGAUCACAGAUGGAUCUGCAAAUCUCAGUUUUUCUUCUGUUCGUUUUUUUCACUGCAGGACAUUCUCUCAUCUGUAAUCAGUGCCCAGGUGUGUCGAACGCUUGUGACCAGAUACCAUGUCCUGAUGGACUUUCCAACAACUGCUUCGCAGCAACAGCAUAUGCUAGUGCAUUAGGUGUCAGUUCCUCUUUAGUAACGGUUAAAAGUUGUGCUCCAGCUACCUGCCCAAGUGGCUCCAUCAACCUCGGCAAUAUAAAAUUGUCUUCUUACUGCUGUAGCACAGACCUGUGUAACGCCCAAGAUUCUCCAGAUCCUAGCAGUAAUUCUCCCAAUGGAAAGACGUGUUACACUUGUGAUGCACAGGGGUGCUCAAGCAUAAUGGCCUGUUCAGGGAGUGAAGACCACUGCUUUAAAGCAACAGGGACUUUUGGAGACCAGUCACUGGGUGUAAAAGGCUGUGUCUCUAAAGCCAUUUGUGAUGCUGCAUCUUUGAUUCCUAAUGUUCAGGGCAUCUCAUGUUGUUCAAGGAACCUGUGUAACAGUGCUCAGAGCGUCACUCAGAGCUUCCUGUUCCUCUGCUGUUCUCUGCUCUCCUUCAUCCUGCUGCACUGAAUCCAGCAGCUCUUCACAUUCUACAAUCAGACACACUGUA